AUGUCAGUCGCUGUGGAUGAGAAGGAUAUGAAUGAUGUGGCAGAAGGAGGCGAGAAGAAACUUUCCAAGAAGGAGUUAAAUAAACUUGCAAAGGCCGCUAAAAUAGCUGAAUUAAAAGCUCAGAAAGCUUCAUCUCAGCCUAAGGAAGAAGAAGCUGAAGACGUCUCAGUAGGAAUGUAUGGUAGCUAUGGCAUGAUUCAGUCGACUGACAAAAAGGACAUUGUAUUCACUAAAUUGAGUGAGAUCGACGCCAGUAUUCAUGGUCAAGAGGUUUGGGUCCGUGGUCGCGUCCAUGCAAUACGCAGUAAAGGAAAAACAUGCUUCCUUGUCCUCAGGCAGCAGUUCUACACUGCACAGGUGACACUCUUUGUGGGCGAAAAAAUAAGCAAGCAGAUGCUGAAGUUUGUCUCAAAUAUCUCCAAGGUAAUUUAUUUUUAG
This is a messenger RNA of Ostertagia ostertagi, 438 nucleotides long. Lineage: Eukaryota; Metazoa; Nematoda; Chromadorea; Rhabditida; Trichostrongylidae. The record is from the annotation of a GenBank genome assembly.